This is a messenger RNA of Syngnathoides biaculeatus (alligator pipefish), 3944 nucleotides long. RefSeq lists its product as uncharacterized. The coding region runs from base 291 to 3077 and encodes 928 amino acids. The transcript is spliced from 25 exons. NCBI's taxonomy places the organism in Eukaryota, Metazoa, Chordata, Actinopteri, Syngnathiformes, Syngnathidae. The record is from RefSeq and is a predicted model, not a curated record.
UGAUUCUGGGUCUCCUGCAGGUAUCCUUGGCGCUCUCUCGUUGGUCUCCUUUGGUCCGCCGGAUGUUGGCCCGACUCCUCCCCUGCAGAAUCGCGUGCUGGCUCCUCUUGGUGGUGGUUUCCUGACAGUAGUUUUUCCACCAACUGCCUCUGAGUCCUCUCGUCUCCCCACCCAAGAUUCACACGAAAAUGUUUGAUUCGUAUAUAUAGGAAAAAAGAGAGAGAGAAAAAAAUAUUGUAUCCAAUGUGCUGGCUAUUGGCAGGUACACGACAGUGCUUCCGCCAUAUUGAAUGAGUCAUUUUUGUAAACUUCCGUUCACGCUCACUUCAACCCACGAAGAAGAGAGGCGGAAGUGCGUUUGCCAACAGCGCGAAGAAAUCGUUCCUCCGAAGCUUUGGCAGUUAUCAGCCUUUGUGAUGUGCGCAGCUGUGGGCAAUGGCAGUAUCAUCGUCAUCAGCGAUGAUGAUGAUGAAGAAGGAGAAGGUUGUAACCCAGACCUAUCCUGUUACGAAUCAUCACUUAUCAUGGAGAUGGGUGACAUGGCGUGCAAGGACUGUACACUGUCACCCAGUAAGAUGGACGAAGAAGACCUGGUAGUGACUUUCGCUCGUCCUGCUGAGGUGUUGCCCCAUGCACGCUUCGACUGCCCCAAACAUCCUUUUGAAGCUACAGAUGACUGUGCAAAUCCUGUGCCUGGGAACCACCUCCAAUGUGAGCAGUGCUUCUGUUACAUCUGCGACAAACUGGCAGCCAAGUGUCAAAGUUGGCACGUGAGCGGCGUGUGCCACUGCAACAGUCACAAGAAGAGCGACUUCUGGAACACGAUGAGAAACAGCGAGCUCCUGGGCCAACUGGCGGCCUUCAAGUUGACGCUGUCAGAGGUCGACGGGCAUCUCCGACAAGCGGAGUCCAUGCUGCAGAGUUUCAAAGCGGAGAUCAGAGCUCGAAAGGUGUCCUUGCUGGUGGACAAGCAUGUGGACGACAACGUCACGUACGACUACACGCCCAUCUACGAGUGCAUGUUUGCUUUCCUGAACCAAGCGGAUCAACAAGAUGGCCGAGCAGCAGCCGUCAUGAGGCUGACGGUCGUUCAGGAGUUGCUUCAACUUUUGGAAGUCGAAGGGAUUUAUCUCCCAGUGUUGCCCCCCUCAACUGCUGCAGCACCCAAAUGGACUUUAAUGCACAGGUCACUGUCUUCACUGCAGAGGCAGAUGGUCAUGGACGAUUUCACGCCAGAGUUCAGACAAAAAUUGCUGGAUUUUUACAGGACUUUAAGCUUCCCUCAUGAGCUUAAGCACCUUAGGACCAGGAUGGAUGUGCGCCCAUGGGACGACAUCCUGCUGGUGUCUGUGUUUAAAGGGCAGAACGUGGUCGGCGUGCGCACCAAUAAAGGAAAGAAGGACACUCUGUUUGAGGACAUUGAUGUCGUUCUGCUUAGAGUGGACCGACUUCUGGAGCAGAAGAGGUUUCGAGAGUUGAGCCGCUACCUACGUGUCGUCCGGACAAAACAGCUCAGUCGCUUCCUGGAGCUGAAGGACCUCAUCCCUCUGUUCAUGUGCAUGGAGGGCAACUUCAUCCCUGCGCUCACCACUUUCUUUCAAUCAGGCAACGGGCUCGUCUCGCGCCUCACGCUGCAGAACUUCCAGUUGUACUUGCGUGUGCUGGACACAGCGACUGCGCCCAAGCUGUCCGUCAGUCCCGCGGGGGAGCUCUGCUUCGCUUCUGGCAAGUGGUGUGCAAUCCAAGGUGCGGUGCCCUUGUCGCGUUUAGAAUUGGUCCGCUUUGCUUACAAGGUCCACAAUUGCUGUCCGGCCAUCCGCAUGAAUUCCGAGUUUUGGACCCACUUGCUCAAGAUGGUCCAUGUGAGUCGCCAAGGGACUGCCGGUAUCCCCGUACCCAGUCUGACCUUCCUAGAAGAAGCUGCACACACGAUCCGUUCUCUUCUGAUGGAGGAGGAGUCUGGUGAUAACCUGCAGAUCCCGCAUCACUUUGUGUCCGUGUUUCCAGAUCAAGCGAUGUUGCUGCUGCUUACCGGAGCCUUGAGUCAUAUCAUUCUCCACCCAUCUCUGAAUCCAAUCAUCCCGCUUCUCUGCACAUUUCAGAAGAACAUGUGGGCCCUCCACUGGUUUUGGAAAAACAUGGUGCCUGGCGUUGAGUCCCGCGUGGCCGUUGUGCACAAGAUCUAUCGGGAGCUGGAGAACUCAACAGCAAAAGACCCUUCAAGAUGUAAUCUGUCCAGCAGAACAGUUCUGUGGCCACCCGCAAAGAACUGGGACAUGUUCUUGCAGCUGAAGGACUUCCUGCCGUUCCUGCUGUGCCUUGAGGGCCAAACCGGCGAGGCGCUGAGGACGUUCUUCCCAGAGAGAGGUCCCGCCGCCCACCUCACGGCGCACACCUUUCAACUCUAUCUCCGCCUGCUCGGCACCAGCACGGCGCCCGAGAUGACAAUCGCUCCCACGGGGGAGCUCUGCGCUCACGGUGACACCUGGGGCUGCAUUAAAGGUGCGGUACCGCUGACGCGUUCACAACUAGUGCACUUUGCACUCAAGGUCCACAGACACUACCCGGCUUUUUGUGCCAACUCCCAGUGUUGGAUCACACUGCUCAACGUGGUCAAUGCACACUCACUCGACAGCAUCCCAGAACCAAGUCCAGAUUUCAUGCACGAAGCUGUCAACGUUACACAUUCCAUGCUGCUCUCCUUCCACACUGGGCUCAUCUCCGACAUCCUGAUCCCACAGCACUUUAUGCUGCAGUACCCGGAUCAGGCUCUGCUGCUGCUCAUCACCAAAGUUUUAAGGGAGAACAUCCUCAAUCCCGACCUCACGCCAAUCAUCCCCAUUCUCCGUACCUUUGAGAAGAACCUGUGGUCUCUGCACUGGUUCUGGAAAUACUUGUCCUUCGAUAACUGCAGCAAAGCCAUCAUGGAGAAGAUUUGCCAGGAGCUGCAUCAAAUAGGAGAUUCCACCGUUUCCCUCGAGUCCAUCGGUCACCUUUUGGGUCCUCCCAGUAGCACCAGUAAGUCAUGUAGCAUGACCACCACCAGGGGUUCCACAGACCCGCACUGCUUUCUGUGAAAUUGCAUCAUAAUGCAGUUACUUUAUCAGACACUGACAAAAUGUUGCCGCCACAUUAUUAUGUGCCUUUGUGACUUUUUAUUUUUGCAAUGUUUCUGAGAACUUUUUUUCUUGUACAACUCAACUACAUUAAACUACAACUACAUUCAAACCAAGUUUAAAACAGACACGUUUGUUGUAGAAUUCCCUACAAGGCUUCAUCAAAGUCACACUUUUUGGGGGGGCUUAUUAUACUGUAUUUAACAAUUUUUCUCACUGAAUGUACUUCCAAAGCUGCUUUUCACCUGAACAUUUCACCAGUUGUUGGGAUCAACCCAAGUAGUAAAACAAAAUCAGAAGUUAAGUUCUGUGCAAAAAAUAUGAAAUGUCUGAGGGAAAAAUUAUUGAACAGAUGAAGACAGGUAGGUAGGUAAGGCAUGGGAACGACAUUUAGUGGGAUACAUGACUAAAAAUUGAAUAAAUACAUUUUAAUUUUAAGAAGAAGAUGGGCAAAUUAAUGCAUCAAAUAUGACAGGACUCUUGAUAAUAUUUUGUGUGCGGAUUUUAAGAACUGAGUGUGUGGUGUGUUGCCCACCCCUGGUUUAGGUGCUUUACAUGACAUCACACAGCCAAGAGUUUGAAGCAAAAUUUUAAGUAUUUUCAAAAUGAGAAUCUCUGCAAUGGAAUUGAUGUGAAUUUUAUGGCAAUAAAUUAGAAAUAAUCAGGAAUAUACAAAAUGCAAAACUUAAAAAUACUAGUUGAAAAUAUAUUUUUGUUUUAAUCCUGACAAAACAACCAGACUUAGUGCAAGUGUGGUGGAAACACAGACUAAAUUCUCAUGGCAGGUGUUUAAUUUGAAAUACUUCCAAAAUUCGAGGUUUGCUGGAA